Molecule: messenger RNA, 243 nt
Organism: Iphiclides podalirius (scarce swallowtail)
Lineage: Eukaryota; Metazoa; Arthropoda; Insecta; Lepidoptera; Papilionidae
Source: the annotation of a GenBank genome assembly
AUGAAAACACUCACCAACGCCGUGUGCGGUGAGCGCCAACCAACAUAUUGCGCCCCCCCCCCCCCCCAGAAGAGGGACAAAAAGUUGGGGAAAGGACCGAAGUCCAUUGCAAAGCUGUUUUACCAGCAUAAAGAGGGCUUGGCCCCUUGGCAAGCGCGUAGCCCCAAGGGUAUGGUUAAAACGUUGCACGGUAUCGCCGCAGCCUUGAGAGGUUUUCUCCCGCCAGCUACCAUCCACAUGAGG